UCAUUCCUGCCCCGUCUCGUCUCUCCACAGGUGUUGCCCUGCACAUUUUCUGUUACAAGUGUCCUUGCUGAGUCGAUUCUUUUUUUAAAUUGGAUUCAGGCGUAACUGCUCAACUUUGCAGAAAUCCCUCUCAUGCUGAGCAGCACUUGGAGUGACAGAUUUAUUAUUGCUCUAUUCUUCACAGUUUAAGUCACAGCUCUGUGGAUCUGUCAUCUGUCAGGGUGACUGAGAUACUCUCUCUCCUCCCUCCGUGUCUCACUUCCUCUCCUUGACAUAACUGAGAAUGUUGACGGGCUUUUAAAAGAUAAUGUUGCCCUUUCUCCUCUUCUCCUCGUGUUUCCUCUUCCUUAGUCCUCCCCUCUUAUGAUUUCUCCUCCUUUCUCCCUUUGUUUCUUGUUUCCUCCCUCUCCCUCUUUUUUUUCUCGCCCCUGUGCUUCUGCAGAAUCACAGGGUUUGCUUGCUCAGCACUUUUCUUUUCCUCUCUUCCUUCCUCUUGCUGCUCUGAAUAUUGUAAUGACACUGCAGUCGCCGGGAAUGUUUACGUCAGUCCCUGUGUUAAAGUCAUUUGAGGGUCAUCUGAAAGUUUCUCGGUCCAUGGGCAUAAAUAUUGGAUAAGACAGAUAGUGGACCAGAAAUGGCGGAACAAAAAGGGCACCAGGAUGCAUCUUAGUCUGGCUGCUGGCAGAGGUGUUGGCAGCAUUUUAAAAAUUCACUAACCUCCCAUUAACCUUACACCAAGUUGGAGAGCAAAUGUCUAUCGACCGCUUUGUUGUGCCAGGAAAGUAAAUUAUAAUAAGCUCUUUGAAAGCUGUUAAUACACAGUGUGUCUGUGUUGUGUGUCUGCAGAUGGAAAGGUGUACGUGUUUGGAGGUAUGGGAGCCGACACGACACCUCAGGCUCUGGUGAGGGUUUACGACGCAGAGAAGGACCAAUGGCAGCCGUUGACCUCAAUGCCAACACCUCGGUACGGAGCCACACCCUUCGUAAGAGGAAACAAAAUCUUCUUGAUGGGUGGUCGACAGGGAAAGUUGCCGGUGACGGCGCUGGAGGCUUUUGACCUGGAGACGAAGAGCUGGACACGUUACCCCUGCAUCCCGAGCCGGAGGGCCUUCUCCUGCUGUGCCACAAAUGAGCGAAGCCUCUUCAGCCUGGGGGGCCUCCAGCAACCAGGACCACAUAACUUCUACUCCAGACCUCACUUUGUCAGCACCAUGGAGGAGUAUGAUCUAGAUCAAGGUAUUUGGAUCAAACCCACCCGGACGUCCAGGAUGAGGGAGAAGAGGGCUGACUUUGUGGCAGGCUGCCUGGGAGGAAGAGUAAUCGCAGCUGGAGGUCUAGGUAAUGAACCGGCGCCGCUGGGCACAGUGGAGAGCUACAACCCGGUGAAGCGGCGCUGGGAGUACGUGGCACCCAUGCCCACUGCACGCUGCUCCUCUGCCCUUUUGCAGACUAACAGCAUGCUCUUUGUGAUCGGCGGAGUCGCCCAGGGACCCAGUAACGCUGUGGAAGCCCUGUGUUUACCAGAAACAGUGUGACACAUGCACACACACGAUUACACACAGGAAUAAAUGCAAAAACAGCAGAUGAUAUUUUGUAUUCACCUAUGUGCAGAAACAGGAAAGAAUCACAUGAAUUGGAUUCCACAGCUGGCACUUAAAUACUUUUCUACCUUUUCUGUCCAACUGAAGGACUCCUCUCUUGCACUGGGAUGUAAGAAACUCUUUUUUUCACAUUCGACAAGCAUUUUACAGACCGGAGGCCACAGAGACAGUUUGUGACAGAGACGGAUUCAGGAUGAAGGACUUACAAGCCGACUGCUGCAACUGGCAAGGACGAAAAACUGACAGCUUUUCUACACUGGGGAAAACAUAGGAAGUCAAAAUAAUGAGCAAAAAAAACCAGACGCACCUACACACACAGUGUCUGAAGAAACAACACGCCUUUGAACUGUUGAGCAUUUUUCAGUAUAAAAGCAGGGUACUUUUCUGGAUAAUAAAGGAACAUAGGGCCAUAUCUGAAUCUCAAACGCAGCCGCCUGCGACAGAAAGCCUGGACACUUUUCUAUGACCUUACAAACAACUCUUAGUUGGGAUUAAGUCAGUGACGUUUUGGGAAUGUGUAUGUCUGAUUUCUUUUCGUUGCAGUGUUGUAUACGUGAGGUUUAGCACUGCUAUCAACAGCUACAGUGUCAACAACAGCGACACAUUAAUACAUUAACACUGCAAGCAACUGAAGCGACUUCUUGGCAUUUCCUUUAUUUGUAGAUGGAGAAUAGUUGACUGUGGUUGAACUUGUUUUCAACUUCACAUGCUGUACAUUUAUCCACCUGUGCGACAACUUUAGCAGCACAACAAUCAAUCCCUAAACAGUGCUUUACCCCGCAGCACAGCGAUGCAGUCACUCGUGCAGUGAAUACAGACUAACUCACUGAAGUAUCCAGACAGACAAAUGAUAAUCUAAACAUCACAUUCCUGACACGUCAUAUUCCUCUUGAGUUUUAUGAUUGACGGCUGUUUUUUUUUUUUUUUUUACCUCAGCUCAGUGUCAGUCUGAUGAUGAUAGGAGGAGCAUCUGGAGAUUAUGAUACAUCAGUAACAAUUUGAAGCAAUUGUGUUUCUCUGUUCAAUUUGCCUUGAAGACAAAAAAAAAAACAGUUAUUCAAGUUUUCACUGAAAUGAAUUCAGAUAUGCUGAUUUUCUCAGGACAAUAUUAUCUGAGUGAUAAAAAGGUUCUCAACCUCAGUUUGGUGUAGGCUCAAAUGAUCAUAGUUGCUGCAUAUUUGCAUAAUGCUGGAUCCUUGUGUUGCCUAUUUUUUUAAAUGUCCACUAAAAAUCAUUCUAAAAUGUAAAACUGCAGUCAGUGAUCUAGUUUGUUUAAGGUGAGGUGAAGCUUUGUGAACACGUGUUACAGGGAGAAAAGAUAAUGUGUGACAGAUUCAGUGACCUGUGAGGAGCAGGAGAGGUUUGCAAGGAAACAAAAGAGUUAGCUUGUGCUGUGUGUUUGUUUAAAAUGCUGUCCCUGCUGUCUCUCUUAUCCUGCCAUAUUGGAUACAUAUUUGAAUAUGCACUCAAGAGUGAUUUAUCAGGCCCUAAAUUCAUUAUUAAUAUUCUAUAAAACAAUUAAUUUUGCCUCAGCAAGUUAGAUAGUGGUAAAUGCACUUACCUGAAAUUAAAGGAGCAAUAUGUAUCUCUGACACCUAGCGUUGAAAAUGCAGUCCAAAUUCAAAACAUUUGAGAGUGCUGUCUAGAGUCGAUGCUCAUGCAGGUCACCAUGUGGUGGACUCUGAAGCUUCAGUGUUUAUCCAGCUCUGCAUGGGUCUGUAAACCUUUCUGUGUUCUAACCUCUCUCCAUUUUUCAAAAGCAUCUCCAAUAUUGAUCCUAGUUUGAGCACGUUUCUGCUCGUGGAGCUUAUUAGAAACAUGCAGAGGCUUUUUAGGUCGGGUACAAUCACUUCUAUCUGAACUGGUUCGCUUGCCCGCUUCCAUUGCUGCAACACCUGCUGGUUUGCUGUUUGCCUGGCAAACCACGGGGCGUCCUGAGCGGCCGUGUGGGGCUGCCUUAAAACGGCCUACCUGGUCAAAACAAAUACUGACCAUUCCACGGAGGACAUACUGGCUGCUGCAUUGUUGUCAGAGAAGCCAGCACUUCAACAUAGCAUGUUUCCUUAAUGUCUGAUCAUAUAGUAAGGUAAUUUUUAUCAUUUCAUUCAGGAGAUAUCUUACAUAUUGCUCCUUUAACAAUAUUAGGAGGUUAGGGUACCAUAAUCUUAAUAUCUCUAUUCCUCUUCCUUACUGCCUGAAGAAUAUAUGGAUAUCCGUCAACUCAGCAACCUUAUUCCAUGGUGCAUCAGCUACAUCUAAACGAUUUGAAAUAUUAGAAUAAAUGUUGCAGUUGCAUGAGAAUCACGGAGCUAAUGGAAUUUAAACUUUGUCUCCAAACAUAGGAAACUCUGGAGAGACUCGUGUAUUUAUACAUAAAGAGAGCGGAGAGAGAAAAAGUCUGUGGAUAACUCAGAGACACAGAUAAGUACCGUGUGAGCAAAGAGAGCUAUCUCUGGCCCCAAAGAAGCCUUGUGUCUAACAGACAUGCAGGCACACCUCUUCCCUCUGCAUUGCCCCACGUCUUUUAUUUUCUGCUCUGCACACACACUGGCAGGGCCUUGUUAACAGAGGCAGGCAUCCAUCGCUGUGCGGAGAGCUCUGAAAUUACGAGCUCAGAUGAGAUGCCAGUUGACAGUUUGUUAUUUCUAGUGCCUCCCUGUGUGCAUCUAAUUGUGUUAUUUACAACCCACACACCCUACACAUACAGAAAUGUAUGCACACACAGACACACAUAAAUACCUCAGCAGUGCCGAGAGAAGACCCGAGAGGCUAAAUGCAUGCCUGAAAGAAUGCAGUAUCAAAUUCAUUUACUCAUUCGGCUUUACUAUCUGGCAAUUAUCAUAAACACUUGGACAGAUAACAGAGAGAGUUUUGUGAAUUAAAGGCUCUGAGGCCCGCCUCUCCAUCCAACUGAGUGUUUGUCUGUAUGAAUGGCUGUUGUCAAUGUUUGAGAAGAGAACGUGUGUAAUUUUAUGUGGAUGAAUGUUUAUCAGAGCUUUAAUGCUACUGCUGUUGGAAUUUUUAAGGCUUUAAAACAAACACAAUGAAGUCCAGGGCAGUGAAGAAAGUACAGCACAACCAUAACAAGGUUUUUAGUAUGAAAAGCCAUUUGAUCAUUUAUUUAAUAUCCUACAUUUUAAGUGUCUGUUUCAUGCACUAUUCCAAUCGUUAACAGCAUUAGUUCACUAGUAGAAUUAAGGUCCAUGAUAUCCACUAGUUACUUAGUAAGAUAUGUUGUGACCCUACUAGUCAACUGUGUUGUGUGCCUUUAACAGUGUUGAUUAAUUAAUCAGUAACAGCCAAACUUUCCACUAGUAACACCAGUUAGGGUCUUUUUAACCUCAUUGGUUAACAUUUUUAAGCUGAUGACUUAAUUAGUAGAGUCUACAUUGAUCUUACGAUUAUAUUUAAUGGAUAUUUCAGAUCUUACUGGUUAACAUGUCAAAGCUUUUGCUGUCUUCAACUGAUGCCAAAUAUUAAACUAAUGCAGGAAACUGAAGCUUGAAAUCAAAGAUAUUGAAUAAAUGCUCAGACAUCUUUCCAUACUUUAAAAAAUAAUACUUUUAAAAAAAAGAUUUGUUGCUCCGGACAUAACUGUUAAUGUGACACAUUUUACACAUUUCAAUCAUGAAUAUACAAAUAUAUUCUUUAGAGGAGCUUUAACACAUCAUUCCCUGUGUGUAGCUGUGUUUGUAUGUCAGGACUUAUGGUUAUCGGUGCAACUGUGACUGCAGGUAGGCGUAUGUGAGCAGGACUCUUAUUUUUGCUUGUUUGUGUGUGUGUCUGUAUGUGUGUGUGUGUGUGUGUGUGUGUUCUAGCAUAUUCUUGACACUAAAACACACUUAUCGUCUAUUAUUGUGAGAGCUGUCUGGAGGAUGUACAGUGCCUCCUCUUGCAUUCUUUCUGUUUCUCUGGCUCCUCGGUGCAAUUUACAUGUCACACUGCAGGGGCACAAGGAAUUAUGGGACUGUGCCAGAGCUAGCCCUCUCUCUCUCUCUCUCUCUCUCUCUCUCUCUCUCUCCCUUAACUUUAGUCUUCUCUCUCGCUUCCUCUCGUCGUUGUCAGACUUUGUUUAGACAAGAUUCUCCAUGAAUCUAGAAUUCAUGAAGAAAACAUGCCUCAUCAGUCUGUGUUUCUGGUUCCUGAUGUGGUGUUUGUGUCAGGUUGUUUACUCAUUGGAGUGAAACCCUUCCAAUGCUUCUGACAGCGAGUGGACAAACACAGAACAAAAGAGAAGGAUGCUUCAGUCUGGGUAGAAGAUAAUUAGUUUGUGUACUUUUUCUCAGCAGGCCAUGAGCAAAUGAUGCAAAAUCGCUUUUACCAUGAUCACUUAAAAGCCAAAAUUCACAGAAAACCUGCUUCUCAUGAACACAGCAUUAAUAGGAUUUUAACAAGCAUCAAGUCUAAUGUGAAAAUCAACCAACAAGUCUGAACCAUCAGCAGAACCUGAGGCCCAGGGCAAUUUUACAAGCAAUAAGCGCCCCCAACAUAAUUACAAAAGAUUUAAAUACCCUAUAGAUUUGAGCAAUGUUGACUGGCAACCAACACACAAGGUCAACACUCAUUUUCAGACUUUUUUUUAUUGCUUUGGAUCACACUGAUGACACAUGCAGUGCCAAAACAAGUUACCUUACAGUAUGGUUGAACAUCUGUAGAUACAGUUUGUACCUGCUGUUGUGAGGCACAUUCGCUGCCUUGAUUAACAAAAAUGAGACCCACAGACUCAGGUUCUGACAAAAAAAAAAAAGAAAAACGUGGGUACAGUAAACACCUGCUGAGUGAAGGUGAAUGCUGGAAGUUGCUGACUUUAUUGUCUUCAGUUGUAGUUAUCCAGUGCAGAACUGUGUCUUACUUUUGACAAUGAAAAGCCUUUUGAUUUUUGAUUUUAUUUUGUAUUGCGGGCAACCUUGAACACAGUUUCCUAGGCAACGGGGAAUGGUGUCAACACACCCACAGGUAGCAUAAAUGUGUUCUUCUUACAUUGGCAUACAUGUGUUCAUGUUGUUUUUGUUUCCUUGGUGGGCUUGUAAUUGGUAAACAAAAUAUGUAUCAAACAUCUUUAUUGAUUCUAUUGAUUAGAUUUUGCAAUUAGAAAAAACGUUGUUUUUUUUUGUUCAUUCUAAUUGUUCGUUGACUGUUAACUUUUCUUCAUUAUCUCCCUCAAGGUGUUGUGCUGUGGAUUGAGGUUGUGAGGUGACUGAUGUGUGUAUGGUGUCGUCCAGAUCUGGUCUCGGUUCCUCAAAGUGAUUGUCACUAGUUUUGCGUUCCUGCAGAGUUUCGCUUUACCUGAUGUUGCAGAAAAUAUUUUUUUAUCACAAAUACAAACAUAGAUCUGCUUAUUUUCACCAUGACGGUCAGAUGAGAAGCGUAGAAGCAGUUUGCAUAAUACAAGGGAUACGGAUAAGUGCAAUACAGCGAAAUAAUAUAUGGUUCAAGAUGUUAUAUGUGGUGUGACAAGAAAGAAAACAGAGAUAUGUUUAGUACAGAGAAGCUUGUAUACUUUAUUUGUAUUUUAAUCUGUUGAGUGGUUUAUGAGCUUUUGGAUUUCCAUGCCAAAAUGGCCAUUAUAACAAUAAAUGAAUUUAAAAUACUAAUUUAGUCCAACAAAGUUUUUUUUUCAAUUCUGAUAUCUAACCCUGAUUCUUUCAAACCCCACUGAUAUUUUGGGAAGCUGAAUCCCAGAAUCCUCUCCAGUCCUGAUCUCUGCUGUGCUGUGCUGUGUCCCUUCAUGGUAGAAACCUGGUGCUGUGUGCUGUCUGUGCAUCAGUGUUACAAUGUGCUGUGUGUGUGAAAAAAUGUGAUUCAGGAGGUUUACUGAACCUUCUGUAAUGAUGCAAUGAAGGUGUUGGGAAGAGUAGUAAAAUAAGCAUUAAGGAAAAGAGAAACGUUACACACACAGAUUGUGUGUGUGGGGAGGUGUAGACAGUGUGUGUGAAACACUAAGGUUAGAAAUAUCUUUCCUUAUGUGACAAUGCUUUACACUUUGUUUUUUUAUCCCUUACAGUACGGCUCCACUGAUUCUGAAGACGUGCAGCAUCUCAACGCUUUCUAUUAAUUUCCUAUGGAGAGCAGGAGAGGCAGUCGCGCAAUGCAUUAUGGGAUCGUAGCGCCGAUUUUCGAGAGGUGCCCCGGACAGGAAUAGGCCAGAACUCUAUUCUAUAGAAACUGCCCGGACAAACCGCAUGUUUAUCUAAUCUGGUGCAUUCAUUGAGGCUACUUCACCUAUUGCAUAACCUACAGCAAAAAGGAGGGAAAACUAAAUAUAUGCCAACCGCCAUUAAACGGGUAUACGCCCAUCAAGUAGGAAGUUGAGUACUCAGGCGUGAUCCCUAGCGUCCUCGUCUGAAGAAGUGGAGCCGUUUAUAUUAUAGACAUAACAAACAUACAAACAGUAAACUCUUUUAUAGAAACAUGCAAAACUCCUUUUCAGGCAACAAGACUCAACUGUCCUCUAAUAGUAAUUUAAACCCAUACAAACAGAUGUAUACAGAGUACAUAAAAAAAUACAUCAUUUAUUUUUUACUUUUUAAACCUCUGUUCAAGUCAACAGUAGAUGGCUGACAUUUUUAGUUAAAUUUCCAGAAAUACUGUUGAAGUCAUUUUUUCAGUCUAACAGAUCAUUUUUGUCUGUUUUAACACAUGAUUGGAUCUCCUCUCAUGUGGUGAACUACUGAGCGUCAGUAUCCUCUGUGACUUCAGGACGCUGCUUUCUACACUCAGAAAACCGCUCUGAUGAUGUUCUCAGGGUUAUUAGUGCUUGGGGACAAGAAAUAAAAUGUUAAUUAUAAAGCCUGUGUUAAAACUUGGUUAAUGGAGCUUGAGAGACAUGUGCAUUCACCGGGCAGACGAGGUCAACAGGAAGACUCUACAGAGUUAUAGGAAACGUAGGAUAAAGCUUAGCAUGCUUUCAGGGCUAAAAAAACAGUUUUCGAAACGUAUUCCUCACAAUAUAAUGAGUUAGGAUAUAUUUAAUACCUGCUAUAUUUAUGAACAAAAUCACAUAUUAUACCUUUAAAGGUUCACAGAGAUUAGUUUCCAGUCAGUCCUAUUACUACAUAACAUCAUGUUCAUGCGAGAUUAGGAUGGAUCUUAAUUUCACACCAUUCAGACUAUGAUCUCUAAAAGUGCAGUGUAUUAGAUACACAUCAGAUCACAGUUAGCAUUUAUCUAAUAUCAAGGAGUCUUAAUGUGGCGGCAUGACGAUAAGGAUGAUGAGAUAUUUUACCUGCAGCAGGCUUACAGUGGCUGGCAGGCCUUGGUUUCCGGUCAUGGCUGUGACUCCAGUGCGGUUGUUCAGUGCCUAAACUAAAUGUGAGGUAUAGUGCCUCGAAUAUAUUAUUCUGUUCUAUAAUAAACUAUUUUGACUUGCAGUCUAUA
This is a messenger RNA of Labrus mixtus (cuckoo wrasse), 8978 nucleotides long. RefSeq names its product kelch domain containing 8B (gene klhdc8b). The record is from RefSeq and is a predicted model, not a curated record. The coding region runs from base 873 to 1535 and encodes 220 amino acids. Gene Ontology annotation, molecular function: protein binding. NCBI's taxonomy places the organism in Eukaryota, Metazoa, Chordata, Actinopteri, Labriformes, Labridae. The transcript has 4 exons.